GAUGGGGAUGAUGACGAUGAGGACUGGGCAGAGGAGACCACCGAGGAGGCCCAGCGCCGGCGUAUGGAGGAGAUCAGCGAGCACGCCAAGAACCUCACCCUCAGCGAGGACCUGGAGAAGACCCUGGAGGAGCGGGUCAACAUGUUCUACAACUUCGUCAAGCAAAAGAAGGAGGAGGGAGUGAUCGACUCUGCCGAUAAGGACAUCCUGGCUGAGGCGGAGCGGCUGGACGUCAAGGCCAUGGGCCCCCUCAUCCUCAGCGAGCUGCUCUUCGACCAGAACAUCCGUGAGCAAAUCAAGAAGUACAAGCGCCACUUCCUCCGUUUCUGCCACAACAACAAGAAGGCCCAGAAGUACCUGCUGGGUGGCUUUGAGUGUCUGGUGAAACUCUACCAGAUCCAGCUGCUCCCCACGCCGUCCCCCAUCAUCAUCCUCAAGGACCUGUACGACGCAGACAUGCUCGAGGAGGAUGUCAUCCUCGCCUGGGCCGAGAAGGUGUCCAAGAAGUACGUCUCUAAGGAGCUGGCAAAGGAGAUCCACUCCAAGGCCGAGCCCUUCGUCAAGUGGCUGAAGGAGGCCGAGGAGGAGAGCGAGGGCAGCGAGGAAGAGGAGGAGGAAGAUGAGGACAACGUGGAGGUUGUCUAUUCCUCCUCGGCUCGCGAACUUAAAAUGGAGACUGUGACACCAGUGAAGCAGGAGAAAGAGGAGGAUGACAUUGAUAUCGAUGCCAUUUAAGAAACACACACAAACACACAUACUCAUAAAAGAAAAACAGGAAAAAAAAGCAAAAAAGAUGCCUCUAAAUUCUCUAUGAAGCUUCUGACUGUCACAGAGAAGUCAGGCGCAUGCCUUUGAUUCGUCUCUGCUCGAUCAAACGCCGCUCCUCGUUGCAAUCAUGAUGUAGCGCUUGCGAAAGGCUUCUUUAAUUUUUAGCAUCACCUCCUCCCCAUCCCAUCUCUCCGCUCCUCAAACCUGCCCUAGCCCUACUGAUUGACUUGAGCUGUUCUGCUGUUCAAUUUGUAGGUGUGAAAUAUGCUAGAAACUACAGCACUAAAUGCACAUGUAUUUUUAUUUUCUUUUUUCUUCUCUUGUGUUACUUUUGAACUAUUAAAGAAUGUUUGACAUUAAGUGUAAAA
Messenger RNA from Alosa alosa (allis shad), 1136 nucleotides. RefSeq names its product eukaryotic translation initiation factor 5 (gene eif5). Gene Ontology annotation, cellular component: cytosol. Gene Ontology annotation, biological process: formation of translation preinitiation complex; translational initiation; formation of cytoplasmic translation initiation complex. NCBI's taxonomy places the organism in Eukaryota, Metazoa, Chordata, Actinopteri, Clupeiformes, Clupeidae. The record is from RefSeq and is a predicted model, not a curated record. Gene Ontology annotation, molecular function: eukaryotic initiation factor eIF2 binding; GDP-dissociation inhibitor activity; translation initiation factor activity.